Lymnaea stagnalis (great pond snail) is the source of this 21816-nucleotide messenger RNA. The record is from the annotation of a GenBank genome assembly. Lineage: Eukaryota; Metazoa; Mollusca; Gastropoda; Lymnaeidae.
UCUCUUUUAUCAAGCAUUUUUAAAUAUUUUAAUUUGAAAGAAUUGAAAACAAUAAUUAGAAAUAACAAUUGCAAACUUGUUGUGACAUGUUCAUGUAUUACUUUUUAAUGCUUUUUUUUUUAUAUAUUAAAAAAAUAAUCAUUUUAAUUUUUCAAGAUGCAACUAUGACUUCUGCCGCACCACUUCCACCUAUUAAAUUAGGCACCAGAGUGGAAGUAAUUGGAAAAGGGGUUAUUGGUACAGUAGCUUAUAUUGGAACCACAGUUUUUAGUCAAGGUAAUUACUCUCAAGUAUAUUUUUAAAGCUUUUUUAACUUUAAAAUUUUAAAAUAGAGUCAUGAGCUUUUCAAAACUAGGUAUAUUUACUGGUGCUAGAUAGUUUGUUGAACAUUUUUUAUUUUGUUUCUUGCAUAGGAAAGUGGGUUGGCGUUGUGCUAGAUGAGCCUAAAGGAAAAAAUAAUGGCACUGUUCAAGGAAAGACAUAUUUUACUUGUCCCGAUGAUUAUGGAAUAUUUGUCAGGCAGUCACAGGUAAGCUUUAUUUCAUCACCGAGAAGCUCCUGAGAUUUUGAUCUCUUUUAACUAAACUGUCAAAAAUAAUCAUCACAUUGAAAAUAUACUCUUAUUUCCUGAAAUAAAAAUUAUUGUAAAGACAGGUUCUUCUUAAAUAAUUAAUUGCUAAAAUAUUAAAAUUCUGGCAGUUUUCAAUCUAUUGAAUGCAUUAUUUUACCAUCACUUUUUAUAAUACGUUUUGGGGCUGAUAUGCAACUCAGCAUGUACUUAACCUGCUGGGCAAUGUUGUAUUACUUCUCCAUGUAAACUUUGGGAUCCAACGCACCUUCCUUCCCUAGCACAGAGCAUUCUUCCAGCAGGUGUCAAAAGUUUCUAGUGAUUGGGAACAGUGGGAAAGGUUGAACCCCAUUGCAGAAUUAAUCUGAAGAAGUAGCUCAGAGUCGGACAGUGUUCGGUCCUCAUCUGUAUCACCAAACAUGGAUAGCAAAUUUGUAUAUGCAUAUUCUAUUUGUAUUGCACCUAGCAAUUUACAUCAAAUGAAUAAGUUGGAAGCUUAAUGAAGCAGUAUCUGUGGAAAACAUCUUAAAUUAAAGCUUGUAUUAUUUGUGCAGAUUACUCCUUUGGAAGACCAAGAGCCUGUUAAAGAGCCAUCACCACCUUCUGUUGCUGCAACCCCAAGGCCGAGUGCAUUACGUCCUCCUGCCUCAAACAAUCGUCCUGUGAGUACACCAGCAACAGCUGGCAAAAGGUCUGGCUUGCGACCUCCAGGAUCCAUGACCAAAAGUAAAAUUAAUUACAUUUUACCUGUCAUUUUUAUUAAAUUUAUUUACUAUUAAUUUGCUUUGCAUAUCUUGUUUCAUUUAGUAUUUUAAAACUUUCAUUUAUUUCCAGCUAUUUACUGUAAAGUAUAAUAAAAUAUUAAUACCUCACUUUUAUUUGAUCACUUUGAACGUUAAAAUAUUUGAAAAUUAAUUCAAAUAAGAACAAUUAGGUAAGAAACAAUUUAAACAUGUCUAAAUAUUAAGGAAAGAAAGACAUCAAGAAUUUUUUUUUCAGUCCUUAAUAUAUUUAAAUUGGUCACUUUUAAAUUCCAGGCAUUAAGUCAAAAAGGGAGCUACAUUAAAUAUCCUUAAACAAUGCAAACACAAAAUGAUUAGACAUAUUUUUUACUGUGAUUGAAUUGAGUUCCAGUUUUUUUAAAUUGUUUAUAGUUAUUGUGACAUUCUCUUUAAAAUUGUGAUGCAGAUGCAGACAUAAUGCCGAUAGUCUUCAAAUUAUUUAUGCCAUCAUUCUAGCACUUUUUUUUCCCAUAAUUAUAUUUUUUUACUAGUAAAACUUCUCUGUGUCACAAUUUUAAAUUGCUUGCCAAUUAUUGUUCACUGAACAGUUUUAUGCUCUUGGUGUUUUAAAGGAUAUCGUUACUUUUUAGGCACUGAAAGCCUUGGGGGUGAUACCCCUGCACAAGUGGCACCUGAGGCUAAGCCAAAAGUGCCACCAGAAGUUGCAGCCACACCUGCUUCAAAACUGACGAGGCUUCCUCGUGGGAGUAAGGAGCUUGCGCCCGCUGAUGAUAAAGCAAAUGGGACAGGCCAAGAACAAACUGGAGCUGCAGCUGGAGCUGCAGCUGUAGCUGCUGCAUCACAGAUGAAAGCAUCAGUAGAAAACUUAGCUAUUCCAUCCCCUCAUGCAUCACAGGUGACAUUAACAAUGGGAAAAAUUCAAACAAUAUCUAAUGUAAAAAAUAAUUAAAUACUUUGGGUAUUUAUUUUUACUUGAUCAUUCUGUAUCUAAGCACUAAAUUUUGUUCAUCAGUAUGCACCUUUAUAAACAUUAAAAGAUCAGCAAGAUAAUUUUUUUCCACCUUCCAGAUGAAUUUGAGCCAGUUGAGUGCAAUGUCUAGCUCUCAGUCAUCUAUAGAUGAGCGAUUGACCAAUGUCCAACAACAGCAGGAGAUAGAAGGGCUUAGGCUUGAAGUCAAGGAUCUCAAUGAAAAACUGGAAACACUGAAAAUAAAGAGAGCUGAGGAUAAAUCCAAGCUUAAAGAGUUUGAAAAGACAAAGAUUCAAUUGCAACAGGUAAAAAGUUUGUUUAAAUGUUAGCAUUUGUGAAACUGUUUCAGUUUGAUCAUAAUUUACAAGAACUUUAUGGUAAUAACUUUUUAUCUUUUAGCUUCAAGAGUACAAGUCUAAAAUGCAGGAAACUCAUGCAGAUCUUCAAAGGCAGUUGCAACAAUCAAAGAAGGUAAAAGUGAAUAGUCCUUGCUUUUGUUAUAAAUUUAAUGAAUGCUUAAAUAUUAUUUUUCAACCAAGACACUCACAUGUAAGGUGAUAAGAUGUAUGUCCUUUUCUUAAAAGAACUAGUUUUAGCAUCUUCAAAUUUGUAUGUUAACAUUCAAGAUUGUGUACAUUUUUGUGUCCAUGGUCUCAAUGAAGAGGGUUAUCUGAACCGUCCAUUGUUUUUAAAAAAAUGACAAUAUUGGUCAAUUGUGACUAACAGUGUAUGACUAUGGGAACAUUUGUGACCUAGUCAUGUUCAGAGACCCAUAAGUAAAUAGGACUUUGGUUGGGUAGCUAAAUGAAAUUGAGAUAUUACAGAAUAUUCUCUUAUUUAUUUUAAUAAUUUUAAUUAGUUUUUAAUAAAGAAAAGAUUACCUGCAAUUUUUGUUCACUAUCCCAGGAACUGACUGAAGUUCAACAAGAGUUUGAAUCAUAUAAAGAAGAAAUGGCAGAUGUUACUGAAACUGUUGAGAUGGCAACCUUGGAUAAAGAGAUGGCCGAAGAAAAGGUAAUCUUUAGUAAAAAUUUAAACAGGAGCACAUCGAUAAACAAAUAUAUUAUUAUAAAAUUACCUUUAUUCAUUAAUGUGUAAACACUUUAGAAUUGCAUAUUAAAUAAUGCAAAAACAAGUCUACUGAAUCAGUUUUAACAUUUCUUGUCUGCUUGUCUUUUAAGGCUGAAAGCCUGCAGUCAGAGCUGGAUUCCAUGAAAGAAAAGGCUGAAGAACUUACUUUAGAUCUAGAGCUUAUCCGAAAUGAGAUUUCUGAAAAAGGUAUUUUUCUAAGUUUUCUAUUAGUGUAAACAUAUUCUUUUCUUUAAUGAGUCAUUUAAUUUUUCACUAGUAAUUUGUAACAUAUUUUGUAAUGAAUUUAUAUAUACUUAUCAUAAAAAUGUGUAUAUAAUUUUUUUAGGGACAGAUGGAGUAGCAGCGACAUUUGAAUUGAAGCAAAUGGAACAACAGAAUGAAAGGAUGAAAGAUGCUCUUGUUAAGUGAGAGAUGCCUUUUUUAAAACUUUAAAAAUUCUUUCAUAUUUAAAAUUUUGAUUUCUUAAAUUUAAUAUGAGUGUUAGAUUGAAAUUUGAUACAAAGCAAUCAUCUUUAAAAUAUUUAAAAAAAUUAAAUGUGUGCUAUGUAAAUUUGUUCCUCUUUUGUUAAACUACAAUAUAGACUGCGCGACAUGUUAAAUUCUGAGAAGCAAGAUCAUCAGCGUAGUGAGAAGAUGGUUGAGAAGUUGGAAUCUGAGCUGUCAGUUCUAAGGAAAGAGAAAGAACGUCUCGGGAACCAGGUGGCGGUAUAUGAGAAAGAGUUGAUAGACUUGAAAGAACAAGUUGAUGCUGCUUUGGGGGCUGAAGAAAUGGUGGAACAAUUGACUGAAAGAAAUCUUAAAUUAGAAGAUGAUAUCAGAGAGAUCCUUGAAGAGAAAAAUGAUCUGGUAACUUAAGACUUUGAUUUAUUUUGUAGCCUCUAAAACACAGGUUCCAAAACUUUUUAACUACGGCCCCUUUUUAUAGAAGCAUAGUGACCCGUGGCCCCAAUAUAUUAAAACGAUAAUACGGUGAGAGAUAACAAAUCAAAAGUAAAUGCAGUAUUAUUAAAUUUUUAAAACUUUAUCUAGAAACCAAUAAAAAUAGAAAAUUUCCAUUAAAUAACUAAUUUUUUGCUAAAAAUAUCAUGCUGUCUUAAAAAUAUUCACUGAAAAAAAAUUGGAUAGACAAAAACUGAAUAAAAAUCAUUUGUCUUCUAGCUCCUCCCUCUCUAUAAACUAACAUUUUUUUUUUAUGAACUUUCAAUUUCUUUAUAUUUCUAAAAUCCAAACUUGGUCUUUGAAAAUGUCCAUUUCAUGUCUCGUUCUUACAAAUCCUUAUGUAAAUAUGUCUUUUAGGAAGCACUUAAUGACAUGAAUGAGGAACUGCAAGAAAAUGCCAAAGCAACGGAACUUGAACUCAGAGAGGAUGUCGAUAUGAAAAACAUUAAGUUGUUGGAGGUAUUAAUUCAUUUGUUUAUAGAUUAGAGCUUAUUAAUUUUUUCUUUGUGUCUAAGCUCUUUUCCUGUCAUAGUUUUAUUCCAAUUUUUAUUGAUAAAAUAGUUAAUUUUUUAAAUUCAUUAUUACACAAAGUCUAAAAUUCUGCUUAAAAUAUACGUAAGUCACAUCAAAUAAAGAUGUCUGCUAAAAACCCUUAAGUGAUAGAUUAUUAGAAAAUUGCAUUUGAUGGCUAAAAACAUAUUUGACCUUUGAACAGCUUCAGAGAAAGUUAGAUGGCACACAAGAAACAUUUGCAGAGUAUGACAAGACAUUGAACAAAUUCAGAGAGCUUGUAGCAAAUCUCCAGGUAAGACUGUCUGCAUUAGUGAACAGUCUCCCAUGAAUUUUUGUUGUUCUUCUUGGAAAAAUGUUUUAAUUCAAAUUUGCAAUAUAAAUAAUUCUGUACAUUUUCAUCUUGCGUUUUUUAUCUCUUGUUGACAAGUUUACCUGUUCUUAUUUCAUUAUUUCAAAAUUAUAACAAAUAAAAAGGGUUCAUAAAAUGAGUAUAACUUUACUAUGUGCAUUUUUUUUAUUAGGAUCAACUUCGCAGCAAACAGCAGGAGAGUGAAACUAAAGUGGAGACCCCAACUGUUGAGCUGAUGGAUUUCAAGACUAAAUUUGCUGAGACUAAAGCUUACGCCAAAGUAAGGAACCGAAAUGGAUUCAAUACUGAAAAUCACAAUUUAUUAAAAUUAUUAUUUAUAAUGGUUUCAAAAUAUUCCUGAAAUUCUUUUUUUAUUCUGCUCAAUAUUUUGUUAACAUUUUAUUGUUAUUUAGACCAUUGACAUGGAGUUGAGGAGAUUGGAUGUCCAUCAAGCUAAUUCUCACAUCAAGAUGUUGCUGUCUUUUAUGCCAGAAGCAUUUAUGGGAAGAGGAGGUAUGUGUGGCAUCUAUGAAAUGUUUGUUUUGUUUUUCUUGGUUUUUCCAUGGCGGACACAAAUUUUGUACAAUUUUUAGUCUACAGUUUUUCACAUGAUUACAUUAAUGGAUCUUGAGGUUAUUGUUAUGGAAAGAUUAUUUUUUUAAAAUUCUGAAUUCUAUCAGGUGAUCAUGAUGCUAUCUGUGUACUUCUUAUGAUACCAAGAAUCAUUAACAAAGCUGAGCUUCUGGCUUCUCAAGUUAAAGACAAGGUGAGUAACUUUUCACAUCAUGCUUGAGAGUCUAAGAAAAUAUAUCCAUUUUAAAAACUUAAAUUUAGCUUCUUAAAAAGUAAUUUGCCUUAAUUUAAACAAUUUUGAGGCACAAUAUAAGCUUCAAUGUCCAUCCUGAAAGAUUACCUGAGACAUUUUAAAAAUAAUGUAUUUAUGUCUUAGAGAUAUUUUUGUGUGUGCAUGUUUUCAGUAUGAGGUUGCAGAUAAAAUUGAGCGCGAUCAUGUUCUGAAAAAUCAUAAAGCAGAACAGUGCAGCUUUGCCCAUCACUUGAAUCUACUGCUCAAUAUUCUUCAUGGAACCAUGAAGCAGUACGAAAGGUGAAUUAUUUUAAGGCUUUAAAGUUUUGCAUUUGUAAAGUUUAAAAUAAAAUUUGAAUGAAAAACAUUUUGGAUGCUUUUUUUAUCUAAAAAUUUUAACUGUUGUAAAACAAAAGUUAUUAUUGUCUGUUUCCAGUGCUUUGAACAGUUGUAGCACUGAUCUGUUCCUAAAAAUAGGAACAUUACUUCCAGAGAUGUCUGCCCAUGAAAAAUCUGUGGAUUAUUUCAUAGAUCUUCUAAGAAAAGAUCAGGUAAUGAUGUCAUGAUCACAAAAGGAGAUCUAGGUUUUAAGAGAAUAUAAUAAAAAAAAAUUGUUUGCUAUAUCUCAAAAAUAAAAUAGCGUGGAGAUAAGUUAAUUACUCUAAGAAUAAAAAUUCUAUGUGCAUCAUAUAAUUUGUAUAUAGUUUUUAUGGAUAUCAAUUGUAUGUUAAAUGUUUUGCAUAAUUUAUGUAAAGAUAAGUUAGAAAAAUAGUUGGGGAGUAGUUUUUUAAAAAUUUAUUUAUUUUUCAAGGAUGUUUUUUUUACAUUUAUCAAUAAUUAAAUUAUAAUGAAAUUUCAAAAUGAAUGUUCCCACUAAAUAUAAGAUCAAUAAAACCAUCCUUGUACUUGAUAAAUAACCACUUGAAUAUGUUAUUCAGACAUAUUUUUGUUUCUUCUCUUUCCCAAAGUUGGAUGAAACAGUGUCUGUUGAUCUUUUGGAGAAAUCUAUCAGUUUCUUUCAGGUAAUUUUAUGUACAUAUUUAUUGCAGACCCAAAAUAUGGAAACCAUUACCGGUAAAUAAAAUGUGGUGCUGUUUUAUUUUAGCCGAAGGCCUGUUACUUAAAAAACAAAAUUUUCUUCAUCUGUAUAUUUUUUUAUUUUACAUUCAAAUUUUAAUUUUAUUGUCAAAAAGGCUUUUUCACAUUUAAAGGAUUAUUUUUACUGGUAUUUAUUUCCUUCAACACUUCAAUGGUUAGCCCAUCCUGUGUUAUAGCUUUUUAAAAAAACAAAACAUUAAUUAAAGGGAGCUUCCAUUUUGUAUCAAAAGAAUGCGAUCAAAGUAUUUUCUUAAUUUUUUUAAUGGUGAUUUUCAAUUAAGUUAGAGCUUUGAAAGUAAUAUCUCUCCUCAGCAACUAUACAAUGUGCAUUUGUCCCAUGAGCGUGUGGACUGCACACAUAUGAUGUCUAGUGAUGUACGCAUUGUUCUUAGUGCUUGUGAUGCGAUUUCAACUGAGAUUACCAGGCUCAAGAUUCUACUUUUGGUAAACAAUUUAGUCAUUCUUAAACAAAUUUCUUUAAACAUCAAACUUUUAAUUACGGAAAAACCUUUAUUUUAUUACUUUCUAUGUAUCUAGUUAGUUAACAUCAAACAAGUGCAUUUCAAAUUACAAAAUAUAAAAACAGCUUGAGAAUUUAUUGCAUUUACUACAUUACAGCCAGGACAAGAACAAAGUAAUUUUUCCAUUUUGUUGAAGGACCUUGAAACUUGCAACAAUGACACUCGAACCUGUGCAAGAAAGGUAAUGCUUGGUGGUUUUUAGUGCAGGGUAAUCUCAAAUUAUUUUUAAGGAUGUUUCAUUUGUGAAGUUUAAGCAUAUAUAUUUAUACCACAAGCCUUCUAGAUCUUAUGGAUCAAUUAAUUUUUAUCAGUGUUGGGAAAAGUUAGGGACACAAUUUGGAUAUCACCAGCAUUUAAACUCCAGCACUUCUGUUUCCUGGCUUGGUUUCUUUACUGUUAUCUCUAAGUCCUUUUGUAGGAAAGAGAGCAAGCUAAUCAUACAUUUGAAUAAGCAUGAUUUUAUUAUUGAUUCAUUGGCUCAUAUUUAUUACACUUAUUAUUUAUAAGAUCAAGAGAAGACUUCCACAAGAGGGAUCAGCUGCUGCUAAUCCUCUCAAGUUUGGAAAAGAGGUAUUUUAUUAGAAAAUAACACUACAAUUGUAAAUGGCAUCCCUAUCACUUUCGAAAAUUAUUUAAAUUGUAAAUUAGUAAAGAAAUUUUUUUUUAAUGAUUUACUCUUUGUCUCAAGAUCACUGCUCCUAUUUUUGAUUUUAAAUGAUGCUUUUGUUGGACAGACUAUGUCAUCAUCAAUGCAUUAAGACCAGUUUGUUUCAUUUCUUUUCUUAGCUAUUUGUUUUAAAUUAAUCUUAAUAAAAUAAAGAAUGAUUUCCCUUUGCUAAAUAUCGGGAUUUUCUUUCUUUCAACAUGUUUUUACAGAGAUUGAAAUGUUUAAAGCAGUUGUUUUGAUUAUCUAUUUAUGUUUGUCAAUUUGGUCCAACUGGUGAUCGAUCUAAUAAAGGUAGAAAAUAUUACAUUGAUGAACAAAAUUAUGAUGAUUCUGAGAGUGAUUUUAUGAUUUCGGAUGGACAGCCUGAUCUGAUGAAUUGUACGAUCCUAAAAGCAGUCGUAUUAAUAAAAUUGAUAAGUCAUCAACUAAUGAACCACCAACCCGCCCAAGCUAAAGUGUCUUAUGAAAGGGUUCCUGCUAUAAAUUACAUAAUGUAGAUUCUAAUUGGAAAGCUGCUGAUCUUGGCACUGAGUGCAAUUUCAGAUUUUCACCUUGAAAUACAAGGAGACCCGUGCAAAAAUGUUUUAUUAGCAACAAAUUGUUUCCAGUGGAAAUAGUUAAGUUUUUAGCAUGCUUUCCCUUUUAAUUCCAUACCAAACUUAAUAUUUUCUAAUGAAAAACAAAAAGGUUAUGAAGGUUUAGAGUUAACAUUGUAUUGAAUAAAAGAUAUACAAUAUAGAUAAUUCUAUUAGAAUAAGGAAAGUAAUUCUAGAGACAAAGGGUUAACAAUUUAUUUUUUACAAAUUAUGAUAUUGCGGUUUUUAUUAUUAACUACUUUUUUUUAAAACUCUGAUGAGAUGCUCUUAAGUUAUUGAUAAUUGUUUUUUCUUAUCAUACAAAGAUUCAAGACCUGCUGAUAGACUGUCGUAAACAUAUCAGCAAUGUGGCUCGAUUAUUGAAAAUGGUAGCAACAGGAGCAACUCAGCAAGCCGCCAUUAUGACAGGUAGUGUUGAUAUAACAAUUGUUCUUUUAUGGGGUUGAAUGGUAACAUAAAUGUAAAGAAAAAAUGUCAAAUAAUGAUUGAAUGUUAUUAUUACAUGUAUCAAUAUCAAUGUGAUGAAUGGUAUUAAGAUGAAAUAGUUAUAUAUUUUAAAAAAGAUUCAGUAAUUAUUUGCAAAGGUGAAAACUCUAUGUCCUCUUUAUGCAAGUGUUUCGUUUAAUAAACAUUUAGAUUUAGAAUACCGUUAGCUGCGCAAUAUUAUCAGAAAAUAUAACAAUUUUGACAUAUCAAGCUUUUAACUUCGAUACAUUAAAAAUGUGCUAUGUAUUAUACUAGUUUUCUUAAGCAAAUUAAUUGAGCUUUUUAAUUUAUUUGCAAAAAAUUUAAAGAUUCUUUGCAUCUUAACAAUAAUAAAAGUUAUUUAUUUUUUAAAAUCUAUAAAUAAAUAGUAAAUUAAAUUUAUGAUAAAACUUUAUCAAUGUUUUACUUAUGUAUGCCAUAAGAUAAUUCUACACUCAUGAGAAAGAGAUAUGGAACUGUAGUUGCAUCAUAGAUAAAUAAUAUAAUAAAUUUAUCUUUUAAAAAAUAACCUAGUACAUUUUUAAAAAUGAAUAAAUUUGGCAUUUUCGGAUUUGUAUUGUUAUUACAGAAAAUAAUUAACUCACAUUUUUUACACUGAAAAAUAAGCAUCAUAAAUUUAGAAAUUGGUGAGUUAAAACUAGUCAUACUGGGUAUUUAUUAUUCAAGUGGCAUUGUCCAGUCUUUGUCUUAAAUAAAUAGAAACUAUCCAUGUGUUUUGUGAAUCAAAGAUCUUUUAUUAGAAAUUUUAAUUUUGACAAGCUGAUUGCUUUUUGAGAUAAUUAUUAUUGCACCCACUCUGUUCUUUCUUUCAAAUAGACAAGGUUGCAAAGUUAUUAAAGCAUAUUAUAUAUUGCUUAAGAUAAAUCAGUCUGAAAGUAACAUGACUGGAGUGGAAGAAGGAAUUUUGAACUUUUGUGCUUGAUAAAAGUUUUGAGUCAUAAUAAACACAAAUUUUAGGGUAACAAUCAGGAUUAAAUCAAAAUAUUUGUGGACUCCAUUGCUUCAAAAUUUGAAUGAUGAUUCAGUGGCAACUGUUAUUUUACGGAGAUGGUUUAAAAAAUGAAUUUUGUAAUCAUGCUUCAAAAUAUUAUUGAUAGUGAAAAGACCUAUCAUUACAACUUUUCUUUUCAUUUUUUCAAAAGACCUAUCAUUUACAACUUUUCUUUUCAUUUUUUCAAAAGACCUAUCAUUACAACUUUUCUUUUCAUUUUUUCAAAAGACCUAUCAUUUACAACUUUUCUUUUUUUUAAAAAGACCUAUCAUUUACAACUUUUCUUUUUUUUAAAAAGACCUAUCAUUUACAACUUUUCUUUUCAUUUUUUCAAAAGACCUAUCAUUUACAACUUUUCUUUUCAUUUUUUCAAAAGACCUAUCAUUUACAACUUUUCUUUUCAUUUUUUCAAAAGACCUAUCAUUUACAACUUUUCUUUUCAUUUUUUCAAAAGACCUAUCAUUUACAACUUUUCUUUUCAUUUUUUUAAAAGACCUAUUAACUUUUAGAAUCUUCCUAAAGAAUUGAAAUCUCAAGAAAAGUCACAAUUUCUUCAUGGCAACAAAAAUAUUUAUUCUAUUAUUUUCUUCAUGGUCUUUGAGAUCACAUUUUCAUAUUACAUUAAAUAUCAUAUUUUCAUUUAUCAUCAAGGUGGAAAACUGUGGGAAUUGGAGAAGCUUAUAGGUAAAGCAGGUUACUGAUGAGUGUUUAAAAUUAUAUUUAACUGAAACCAAGUUUGUAAGUAAGCAUGUUUGAUGGAUGAAAUAUACAAAAAAAUUGCCUGAGUUACACUUUGCUGUAGGAAUGCUCUUUCUGUGUGAUUCUUUAUUUCAAGAUAAUAUAAUAAUGAUAAUAUAUUUUUCUACCGAAGUAGUCUCAGGAUUAAAAGGCAUGUCAUGUUACAGCCGAUUGAAAUAUUUUAAAUUCUAACAGCACGUUGAGCUAAGUUUCUUUUUUAAGCUUUCCUGAGAAUGCGGCUUGGAUUCAGACAAUGUUUCUCCUCAACUCAACUUUACUGCAUCAUUUGUUUCUAUGUCUCAUUAUGUUUUUCCAUUUUUAAUUAGUUGUUCAAAGGAGUGUUUUUAAAUGUCCAUUUUUUGAAGUUAAAUAUGUAUAUCGUUUCCAUUGCAAAUCUAUUAUUAUUAGAUAUAGCUGUAUCAUUUAAUGAGCUUCUAGAUUCCACUUCUUUGACCAUGUGAUACUCUCUUUGAGUUAUCCAACCAUCUAUUUAUAUGUUACAGUGUGAUUGCCUGUAUUACUUUACACAGAAAUAAACUGAUUUUUUUUUUAAAACCGCUACAGUUGCAAAGAUAAUGUUAAUACAAAAUUACCCACUUAAUUUGUUAAAUAUUAAUUUAUUCCACAUUUCAGAGUCAGGUUCUAAGACAGGUACUUGGUUUAUAAAAAAACAAAAAACAUGUAUCUUAUUGUAUUCUUUUUUUUUUAAUGUAAAGUUGCAUUAGCCAUCUGUAGAUGCUUUCUAUAUCUGUAGAGCUGAGACAAGACAUGUACUGGUGGGGUUUUAAAACUGCUUCAGUCAGUCUCACUACUAUUCUGUAUCAAUUUUACUGCAUAAACUGUAGAUCAGCCUUAUUUGUCAUUCACCACAUUGUGAAUUUUUGUGCUUCGUGGAAUUAUUAACAGUUUUAUAAUGUAAGGGUUAUGGAAUACAUCAUUAUAAUAAGCUGAAUUUAGAGGUGAUUGAAAUUUCAAUUUUAACUUGGAGUUUACACAUUACCUUAUCAGGAAACCAAGAAUCUAUGAAAUACUCUUGAUUGAUACACUUAAAUCAACCUUAUGAAAACAUACACUUUUUUGUUACAAUAGUGUUUAUUUAGGCUCUGUCAAAGUGUUUUCAACAAUCAUAAUUCUUGGUAAAUGAGCUGCUGCUAUUUUAAUUUUAAAAAUUAUAUUUGGUGACAUAAAUGGCAUUUACAACACUAUAUAUAUACAAAAAAACUCAACUGUUUUGUAUAAUAUUCUUAUUCUCACGAUGAAAUCUGCUAAAAAUAGAAAUAAAUCUUCAAACCAGUGGUUCUCAACCUUCCUAUUGCUGCGACCCUUUUAAUACAGUUCCUCAUGUUGUGGUGACCCCCAACCAUAAAAUUAUUUUCGUUGCUACUUCAUAAAUAGGUGUUUUCCUAUGGUCUUAGGCGACCCCUGUGUAAGGAUCAUUCGACCCCCAAAGGGGUUGUGACCCACAGGUUGAGAACCGCUUCUUUAAACAAUACUUAUUCAAAAACAAAUGUAUUAUCACCAAUACUUAUUUCGUCCCUAAGUUAUCUGAAUUAAACAUAAUAGGAAAUGAAUCCUUGCUCAAGCUUUCAUUUUGAAUUUUAUUUUGUGGCGCACAUAAAGUGUACUUUCUAGAGGACCCAGCUCAUUAUAAGUUGCACAGUGUCAUGGAUGUUGCAGUUACAGUAAAAAAUUGAAUUUGUCAUACAUGAUUAACAACUGGUUGGGUUUUUACUCUUUACUCUUGUUCUAAUAUACUCCUGCAUGUUAGAUUAGUCAGUAUUAUGUUUAACUAAUCAUUUUUUUAUAUUAUCUAUCGUGGCGGCCAAAAAUAUAUAUUCCUUUCUUUGUAUAUACUUUCUUCCGUACAUGUUAUGUUAUUAGUUUAAUUUAUAAUGUAUGUAUAUUUAGCACCCAUAUUUUGUUAAUUUUACUUUUUGAAUCACACUAUCUUUACUGGUUUUUAUAAUACACUCCCACUGGCUGACAGAUAAUCUAACAAGAAAAUUGAAUGUUUAAUGAAACAAAGACAUUGACAAAAGGAUUUGUCCCAGUUAAAUUGACAAAAGGAUUUGUCCAAGUUAAUAUGUAAUAUUUUCUUUCUUCCAUUCAUUUAAUCUAUUAAAAAAUUGAUGGCUCCUGCUUUACUAUCUUUGGAGACCAUUUGAUAGUUCAAGUGGACAAUGCAACUAUCAAACCCACCUGAAAGUUCAAGUUUAUGUACCAUACCGGUACUCAUAUAUUUUUGUUACAGAAAAUAUGUAAAGUUGAAAUAAUUUUAGCACACCACUUUUUUUUACUUUAUUUCUUUUUAUUUUUCAAUAAUUUAUAAAAUUUUAUAGACACGGAACAUAAAAAUAGUUUUUAUAUUUAUUCAAUUAUUCAAUAGUAAUAACAAUGGUGUGAGAUGUUACAUGUACAAAUAAAGCCAAGAUCAUGAAAAUGAAAUUAUAUAUGCAUUAGGUACCCGGUACUUAUUUUCCUUUUCAUGAUUUCAGCUUUUGAAAUGUUAAACAAAUUUGAAGAAGAGUGUUUCAAUUUCAUCAUGAUUAAUUUUUAUUGUCUUUUUUUUUAAAAUAAAUAUUUAUAGCAUUUAUCUAAGGCAUAUUACUACAAUUUUUUUUAAAAUUUCAUUUCAUUAACAUUAUCAAUGUAAAUAUAGUUUUUAUUGACUAAAGAUGUUAAAAUUUAAAUGCAAUUGGCAUGUUAUAAUUAAGAUACAAACUGUGCUCAUAAACAACUGCAAUGAUUUAUCAAAAACAAAGGAUUUGAUGUUGGAGUGAAUGUUAAUGCUAAUUUAUGUUUCCCUUUGUAUGCUGACCUUACUAAUUAGUAAUGAAAAAUUAUUAAUCAACUUUAUUCAACUGAAUAAAAAUGUGCUUCUGUUUCUGUAAAUUUUGAUUGAAAAUCAAAUUUGAUUCCUAAACAGCUUGAUAAAUGCUAUGUUUAUUUAUUGCCAUGAAAUUACUAUCCUUUCUGGAGAUUUUCAAUCCUCUGACAUCACAAACUUUAUUCUUCAAAGCUUGACACUUUUUCUAUAAAUUUAAAAAAAACAAGGAUGAUCUUUUGUUUGAUAUUAUUUGAACAAGCAUGACUAUUGCAAUCUGGAAUAUUAAUGCCUUUUAGUUUCAGUUACAAACUGUUAUUAACAAAUUUAAGUACCGGUAGUAAUACCCCCCACCUUCAGCUGUUCUUUUUGGAUUGAGGCCUCAAUUUCUAUGUCAUAUUAAAAUUAGAAAAGUGAAAAAAAUCCAAUACACUUUAUAGUCUGAAACUCCUAAAACUAAAAACAGUAAUAGCAUUUCAAAUAAUGGUAUAGAAAACUUGACCCAGUUUUUUUUUGUUUUUUUACUAUUCCCUCCAAGACUUUUGAAAUUCUUUAACUUUAUAGACACUUUUCAUCUUAUUGGUAUUAUUGUGUAAAAAGUGAAUAAAGGAAAUUCAUUUUUCAAAAUUGUAUUUACUAUUUUUGCUAAUUACCUUGAGUAAUGUUAUGAUUCUGCUAAAUAAAUGGUCUUGGCAUAAUUUUUGCAGAUCGAGAAGGACUUCUACCAAAGAAAAUGGAAGAACUCGCCCAAGAAGCUGCUCAUGAAGUCUACAGUAAAGAAAACACUGAUGCAUAUGAAAGUUUGAGGUACAUAACACAUUAAUUUGAACAGAAAUGGUUUUUAAUUCUAUACUAUAAAUCUUAUAUUAGAUUUCUAAUUUAUUCUUUUUAGUUUAAAAAUUAUUUAAAUGAAUUGUAAAAAACUAUAUUUCAGAUUGUCAUUUGGAAUAGUUGUUGGCACUGUGAACAAACUUGCCAAUGCCAUGGAGAAUGGAGAAUAUGACUUUGAUGGAACUCAUGAAAAAAAGGUAUUUUAUCUAAAGUUAUUUCAGACAUUGAUUGUGUUCACUAUAAAAAAAAAUUUUUUUUUAAAAACCAACAAAAAAAACCUUGCUGUUCCUUUCAAAACUGAAUAAAACUGUAGACUCAUUGUUUGUUUAAACAAUGGACAAAGCAAGAGGACCUGAUGUAUUUUAUUUAUGGAUUGUGCUCAGCUUACUGCUUAUUGAAUUUCUCAAUCUGUCCUUGUUAAAGCAACAGUUUUAUUAAAAGCUACAGUCUUUAUCAUUGCUAUAUUUUCUUUUACUCUCUAAAUUAAAGAAACAAGCCCCGCUAAAGCAAAGGGCAGAGGCAAUUAAGUCUCAGGCAUCAGAUAUUGAAGCUGUUAAGCAAAAGGUGGAUUUAAAAGAAGACGAAAUUAAAGAGUUGAAGAAACAACUGAAAUUAAAGGUAUUUUCUUUCCAAUGUGUGUAAUCUGUUCUUUUUACCAUUUUUUCAAUAACACAAUUUUUUAAAGUGAUUAAGUUGAACUUUUUAUCUGAUGAGAUAAAAAAUUAAUUGUAAAAUUUAAAUGAAUGUUUCCCAUUCCAGUCAUUUCUACCCCAAAACCUGUAUAUAGUGUUAAAAAAAUUAUGUGUCUAAACCAAUCUGCUUGCCUUUUUUUAAAGCAAGAGGAGAUGAGUGAGCAGCAAAUACGCAUCGGUCUUGUUGAGAAGAAACUGGAAAACAAACAUAAAGAAAAUGAGGAUGAACUUAACAAACUUCAGCGGAAACUUGACGAUGUCGCUCUUACACUAAAAAAGAAAGAAAAGUAUGUUCUGUUUUGCAUUCAGAUUACAUUAGCUAAGUUGUUAGGUCAUCAGUUUCAUAAGCUGAAGAAAUGGAGAUUGCUUUAAAUUUUAGUCAUCCCAUUUUGGCCUGGAAAGUUUUGCGAUAAAUUAAAAUAUAAUUAAAUUUUUUUAAAUUUUAACAUUUUUUUUAAUGCAAUAUGGGGGCUUAUUGUAAAUAAAAAUAUUAAUAGGGUCUUGUUUUAUUAUUGGGGUCACAGUUUUUUACCCCUCAGUUUUCUUAAUGAGGUUUUGUAGUAAUUUCACUGGCUACUUAUUUUAAACAGGGAGUUUGAGGAAGCUUACGAUGCCUUACAGAUGGACAUAGAUACCCUGGAACAGGAAAAGACAGAGUUGAAAGAACGUCUUAGAGUUCUGUCUAAGAACACCCUUUUGCAAAAUAUGUCAAGGCAAUCUUCAGGGCAAGGAGGUAAUUCAGAACAUAGACACUCCUACAUAAACAUAUAAAAAAAAUCUUGUUUACCAUUUAAAACUGGUGUAAAAUGACUAAAUAGAAGAAAAUAAGAUAAUAAGAGUAAUAACUAAUAUGCUAUAUAGACUAGAGAGUAUGAAAUAUUUUUUAACAAAAAUGUAUUCCAUGUUCUGGUAAAUUCCCUUUGAGAAAAAAUAAUAUUUGAAAGAUCUUAAAGACACAAAUUUGACUUUUUCAAUUGCAAACAAAGCCGCACUAGGUCCAAACACAAAUCUAACUGGAGUGUCAGGUACACAGGAAUCACCAUUACUUGCCCAACAAGUGAGUACUGUAAGCUUAAUAGAAAUUAAAAUUCCAUGUAAGAAAUAAAGUUAAUUCUUGUUGUCUUGAACAAUUUUGUCGUAAGUAUUACAUUAUGAUAAAUGUCUCCCCAGGAUUUAUUUUAAUGCUACGCACAAUGAACUUUGGGGGGGUUACAUCAGAAAAUACUGAUGUCAUACAAGACUUCAUGCCGUGCAUAGGGGGAGGAGUCGUAUCACUGCCAGUUGAGUCAUAGCAAUCAAAUUCUUUAUAGUCAAGUUUUUUUUCAAGAAUGGGGUGUUUAAUUAAAAAUUAUUGCCUUAUGCUCUUCAGUGUGGUUGUAAUACUGUUACCGGGAGGGUAUGUAUAAUUUAAAUGAAAAAAUAAUUAAGUGCCCUUUUUUCAGGUAGUGGCCUUGAGAGAUGCUUUGCAGUACAAUAAGCAAGAACUAAUUCGUUUGAAGGCAGAACGAAUGAAGGUAUCAAUUGCUGAACCUGUAUAGGAAAAUUGUAUUAUUUAGUUCUUAUUAUUUUAAAAACUUUCUAAAGUACCGGUAAGUCAUAAAUAUUAAACUCUUAAUUACCCAGGACACCACAAUCACCUAAUUUGAAAAUUAUUUUCAUUAUUAACUAGAUAUUACCAGUGUUGUAAAUAUUUUUGUUUUAAUGUCUGAACUCUGCUAUAUUCAGAAACCCUUAUUUUAUCCCUUUGUUAAAAUUACAUCUAUGGAAGAACUUGUUAUUAUCUGUGUUUCUCUUUUACUGCAAUCUUUGUAAAGAGUGCUUAAUAUGUAAUUUUUAUAGAAACAAAUGGCUUCUCUGCCACCAUUGAAUGUACCCAAGAAGCCAACAGGUCUGGCAAGUACAACCGGAGCUGUUGUUAUUGGAGAUGUCCCCGAUGGUUCAAAAACCGAUCUUAGCAAAUUACUAAAAAGAACAAAAGACUUGCUUUCCGUAUGUCUGAUAGCUAUCAUAUGAAAAGUAGUGAAGUUACAGUACAUGAAUCUUAAUCUGAAGUAUUUAUACCCUGUUGUUAAAUACAUUUAUUGCUUAGUCUUUUCAGUUUUUAUUCUGUAAAUGAGGGUAUGAUGGGUAUAGUUUUAGUAGCAUAAAGAUUUACAUGUCUUAUCACCGGAUUUCUGUUGUAUUUAUCUGUCCCAAGAUCAUGUAGAGAUUUUGUAACAAAGUUAAAUAAGUAUAAAUUUGUUUCUUUUUAUAAGGAAAAACUACUAGUGAAAUAAUUCUAAUAUUAAUAAUUGUGUAUCUACAGAGUGCAAAUAAUUUGAGUGCUUGUCCUCGUAUAGUUGAUAUUUCAUCAAGAAAACCAGGUUAGUGAACUUCAUAUUGUCAAGGGUAGGGUGUGAAAAGAGGGACAACAAAAUUUAAUGUAUGUGUAUGGUUAUAUUAUUGUAUUAAAUAUAAGGCGGAACCAGGGAAUACUUUGAAAAAAUAUGCGCACACUGAUAUAAAACCACUGUCACUUUGUGAUUCACUGCACAUCACCUUCUAACGCAUUGUCAUUCAGGGAGCAUAGCAUACUAACUAUACUACACCAGCUAUUGUUUUGGAUAAACAUUCUACUGUAAAAAAAUAUAACAUUACAAUUUUUAUAUUUCAUUCCUUUCUUUAUGCCUCUUCUAUGAAUGAGUCAGCUAUGAGUGGUUUAGAGAAAAAGUAUGCAGUUGUGCUUUAAAUAUCCUAUUUAACUUAGUAUGAAAUCUACUGCUAAUCAUCAUUGAGCUUUACAGGAAGAUUUGAUAACAGUCAAUUACUUUACUUUAUGAUAGAGGGCUUUUAUUUUUAUACUUGCAAAUCUGUGUACUAAAAUCUACUAUUAGUACUAUUAGUACUGACUUGGGGAGCUAAAAUUUUGAAACGAACAAAAAUUAAAAUGUCUGCCAUCAGACUUAAGUGUAAAACACCCAAUUUUUUGUGUUGAUGUUCGCUGAAGCAGUGUGCAAGCCCUAAUUGUGGUGCAGACACUCAAUUUGAAAACGAAGCUAAUAUUAACAUAAAAUGAUAAACCCAAAAACUCAUGCCUAUUAUCUUGUUUUAGGUUCUACACCAGUUACGGACAAUGCUGGACCUAUGAAACAAUUAAUAAACAGAACUGCGGAACUGACUACUUUAGAUAAGUACACACAAGAGGUAAGUCCUUAAUCAUAUUCAUCGAAAGUAAUUUUUAUAAAUAUGACUAAGGGUCUUGAGUAUUUUUUUAAUACACUCGAACCCACUUAUCUUGACCUCGGUUAAUUCGCCAACCCUUUUAAGUUGGACAUUUUUUAAGUGGAACUGCGUAAUUCUCUCUUUGUCUUAGCAUUUUCUCAUCGGUUGUGUCGUUCUUUUAUGUUGCCGAACCCUCGAGCACAAAAGGGGGCAAAAUUUCCCAUUUAACGGUCGGUUAUCUCGAUCCCCAUGACCAAUCGCCGGCUUUUGAACUCCGCAAGAAGAAAUAGCAAACAACAAAUAAAUAAGUUUUGCAUAAUUAAAAAUAAUAAUUUAUUUCUCAAAAUUCAGAAGUGAAAGAAUCCCUAUAUUAGGUGUCAAGGGAAGGUGCGGGUGAGAAAUCGCCGGUAAUUUCAAGCAAAAUUUGUUAUUUUCCUGACCUACUUUGUGUAUCAUGUGAUCUUCUUCUUCUUCUAUAUCUUAAGGGCCCACGAUCAAUUUAUUGAUCAUUUUGAUCUAGCCCUGACCUUUGAAUAAAAUAAGCAUUUUGAUUGGUUCCUGUGUGGGAAUUCUGUUUUUAAUAACUACUUCCUAUCGCUUCAUCAAAAAAUUUAAGGCAACGCUGUUGUGUGAAAAAAAAAAUCUAAAAAAUGUACAUGUACAUUGCAUUUAAUAACGCACAUCAUGUACAUAAAGAAAUUUCAAGCACAUGUUAAUAUAUUGCCGCAAAAUUGGUUUUCGUUUAUCUCCAUAUCGUUUAUCUCACCGCUUUUUGACAAACCCCUAGGCUGGCGACAUAAUCGGGUUCAACUGUUCCUUAUUAUUGUUGUCAAUGAACUUAUUUAGUUUAUGAAAAAGGUUGACAACCGCUGCUUGAAGAUAAACUUUAUUGAAUCAACCUUUCUAUUUCUAUCAUAAAAAUAAAAGAGUUUAAAUUGUAAUUUACACAUUUAACUUAACCAAAUAAGUCAAGUACUGGUAUUUAAUAGCCUAAUCUUGCUGUUAUCUUUCAUUUUGUAUGCUCCAUAGUUAUUUUAGUUUAAGCCUCCUACUUUACCUUCUCCUAUUUGCACUGUAUUGUCACUUCCAGCUCCAGGUUCAAAUAACUACUCUCUUGGCUGCUAAUAGAACAGGUGGUCAAGUGCGCACAGAUUUUUCUACUUUCCCAACACCACAAUUUGCUAAGGUAUGUACUCCAGCUUUGAAACCAAACUUCAUGAAAUAAUAGUAAUAAUACUAAUAGUCAUUUUUAAUUUACCAAAUAAAGUAUUGUUAGUUAUCAGGAAUACUUAAUUUUUCUUUGAAUAUCUCUCAUAGUUAAAUGUUUGCUGAAAUUAUUUCAAAUUCAAUUUUUGUUGCUGCUGAUAUAAUUUUAUACCGGUACACUUAACAUAUUUAUUUUAAAUAUUUUAUAUAAAUCAGAAAAAUGUCGUAGGUAUAAUUUAUCUGGUCCCGGAACUAAAUGUUACAAACAUUUACAUACUGGUAUAAACAAAAAUCCUUUUCAAUAUCAUUUUUUCCAGAUGUUGCACGAGAAGACAAGCAACAGUGUAAAAAUAGGAAGUAUUCAAAUCCCUGUUAGUAGUGGUAAAGGAGCUGUCAUUCCUAUCAAUAUCCAGCCUGACCAGUUCAGGCAUAUUCACCAAAAAUUAAUUAUGUAAAAACAUUUCUUUCUCUUUUUCCAAAAUCAUGUACCCCGGUAGUUAAUGUUAAAUUUACUAUGAAAUAAUACAUUUUUUUUCAAAUUCUUUGCAUUUACCUGUUAGAGAUAUGAAUUAUUCAACCUUUGUACUCACUGAAACCAGGGACACUUUAAAUGUUGUUUGUGUUGUACAGAAAUAAAAAUUAGUUAAAUCUGUUUGAUUUAGUAAUUGAAUUUUUCUCUUACAUUGAUGAAAAAGCUUGGUUAUAUUUUUGUCUCUUCUUUUCAGAGUGUUUAUUCAUCUAGAUCAUUUAGUUUUGCAAAUAAUAUUGAAGAAGUCAAAUUGUAUGUCAGUGCUAAUUAUUGUCCAAGAGUAUAUUUUCAGACUUUUUCUUUCUUUUUUUUUAACUGAUAAGUACCGUAUCUCAGAACUUUGAAUUAUUUGAGAACCCAUGCUUUUCGACUUAUGGGGCUCUUUGUAAUAAUGAAAGUCUGAUUUCUUAAAUUUAAACCCUUUAAACAAAUACUUUAUUUAUUAUUUGGAAAGUUGGAAUCUGCGACAUAUUACAUUUUGAAUAUUAUAUCGUUGUAUUUCAAUAUUACAUUUUAAAUAUAGUCUUACUUCCUAUCAUUUUAACUUAGUAGGUAGGAGGUUUGAAGACUUACGAAACAUUUUCGCUUGUUAUAUUUCAUCAAAUAAAGAACAAAAUAAUAUAAAUCUUCAUCAUUUGAUUAGAAAUCUUUUAAUGCAUUAAAAUUAUUUGGUAAUAUUUUUAAAAAUGAUAUUUACUGGUACCUUAUAUAAAAGUUUAUCUUAUUAAUGUCUAAUGUGUUUCAAGGAGCUAUUUCAGGUUUUUACAGUUUAUUUUGCACUGUCAUACUCUGAUGUUAACUAAUGCUUCCCUCCUGCUCCCCCCAACUCUUAGUUAAAUAAAUGAUUAAAUUAUUGCAAAUGACAAUUUAACUUUCCCUUUGUAGUUGUGCUACGUUAAAUUAUUUGUUUAAGAAUAAUAAAUUAAAAUUACUUUAUAAGCUGUGGUCACCGUGGGUAAAGUGCAAUGCUCUAUUACUAUUAGAUUUAUUAGGUUAUACAAUUUUAAAUUUAAAUCUUGAUCCAGUAGAGUAGUAGUAGUGUAAGGUUUUGUGGAGAAUUUUCCAAGAAUAUCUGCAUUUGUUUUUCAUUAAUUUUGUUGUACUAAUUACUUUAGUAAAUCCAAUCAUUUAUGAAUCAUGCAUGGUGUUUUUUGUUUGAAAAGUGAAGACAUUAAUAUGAGCUUGAAUAUUUUUUUUUAAGUCAACAUUUUGCUCCCUAGAUCAUAAGCUUUGGAUUAACUUAAUGUCUGAAAACCAACCAGUGUUUUUUUUAAAAUUAGUAUUCUAUAUUUUAAAUUCUACAAAGAAAUGAAUUUGAAAUAACUUGUUUUCAGGAUGUGAGGUGGUAGCUUUAUAUUCAAAAAAAUCCUUUUUUUUUCUUGUAUAUGAAUCUGGGUUAGGUUUAUUGUAGUUAAUCCCCUACGCUUUGUGAUAUCAAUAAAAUGGUAAUAAUAUCA